AUGGAGUCUAUGCUCGAACAAGAAGAAACACUCAAUCAUUUUGAUGAGUCAGAUGAAGAGGAGAUUCUGGAUGAAAUCGUUGUGAACACAGGCACGCAGGAUGGACCAGACGGUGAGGACGACGAAGAUGCAUGUGAAAGGUCAGGAGAGCUAGGUUAUAUAACGCCGCCACUGACAGAUCCGGAGCUUGAAGAGAGCCCAGAGGCAAUAUUCACAGCCAAUCUUCCAAUUCGCCACCGAUCCGGCCAUCCUGAGGGGGUGGAUACUAAAGGCCACAACUCAAACUGCUGCGACUACAAAGUUGAGCAGGUCAGGGCCAACUAUCGAUUCCACGAAUUCCAUCCGAUUCGAAUUGAGACAGCAGUCCAUGGUGCAUUUAAUGCUGGGAUUAAGUUUCAACCGCAUAAGAGAGACCUACCAGAAGCUCCAAAGACCAUGAAGGACCUGGAAGGCCAUCCGUUCAAGGAUCAAUUUGUCAAGGCACAGCAAGAACACCUUGCGUCACAUAGCCAGAUGGAUUCCUUUCUUGAGGUGCCUUGGUCACGAGCUAAAGGUCAAAGAGUUUUAAGCUGCAUGUGGAUGGAUGCUGUCAAUGCAUUUGUCAAUUGCGAAUUAGACGAAGUUGUCUAUAUGCGUAUGCCGCCAGCCAUUUCAACAAGACCAGACAUCGCAUUCGCGGUCAGCCGAUUAGCACGACAUAACCUGAAUCCAAGCGAUGUACACCACAGAGCAGCGGAUAGAGUGAUCCAGUAUCUCUACUCCACAAGGUCAUAUGCUAUAAGACUUGGAAGAAAUACUCAAAAGAGCAACAAACCAGCGGAAAUUUUCAUCGGCUCGAGUGACGCAUCAUUCGCCGACAAUACAGAAGAUCGAAAGAGCUCACAAGGCUACGUACUAAGGCUAUACGGCGGACCGAUUGCAUGGAAGGCAUCGAAGCAGACCACCGUAACAACCUCAAGUACAGAAGCUGAGCUACUUGCAGCUUCGGAAGCAUCCAAAGAGAUGAUAGCUGCAGGAAGAUUGUUCAAAGCUUUGAAAAUUAAGCUAAAUGAGCCUUUGCUACGAUCCUUAGAAAUUCAAUUGGACGAGCCAUUGCAAUUGGAAAUUGACAAUAGACAGACGAUUAGGCUGUUAGUUGAAGAGUCAGCCAAGUUGACCACCCAGCUUCGUCAUGUUGAUAUUUACCAGCACUGGCUACGCCAACAAGUUCAAAAUAGUCGAAUUAGGGUGCGUUGGGUGGAAUCGAAGGACAUGGUAGCGGACGGGAUGACGAAGGCGUUACCCAAGGUGCGACACAUUGAAUUCUUACGGCAAUUGCAAAUCGAAGAUAUUCGAAACCGCAUUGGCAAUGAAGCCAAGCUGGAAGAAGCUCGAAGCAAGGUGCACGAGAGAUUUCAAAGCCCUGACAACAAAUUAGACCUUGAAGUGAAGCUAGGUGCGAAGGGAGGCAAAAGAAUGCCAAACCCGGGAGGCCCAGCUGCUAAAACGCGCUGA
Molecule: messenger RNA, 1494 nt
Organism: Metarhizium robertsii ARSEF 23
Lineage: Eukaryota; Fungi; Ascomycota; Sordariomycetes; Hypocreales; Clavicipitaceae
Product: polyprotein
Exons: 3
Coding region: 1-1494 (497 amino acids)
Source: RefSeq, a predicted model, not a curated record